GCCGGACCCGCCCCCGCCCCACCCGCGCGCUUCGCCGCCUCUUCCAAGACCCAGCUCGCUGAGCGGUCGCCGCCGCUGCUGCUGCUGUCGCUGUCGCUCUCGUUGUCGCCGCCGCGCCAGCUUCCGGCCGCGGCCCCCUCCGCCGUCCAGGGCUCCUCCGUCUCGGCCCCGGGACCUCGGCUCCCCGCCAGCCCCGGCCCGGCCCCGGCCCCCGGCACCAUGUCGGAGAAGAGCGUGGAGGCAGCGGCCGAGCUGAGCGCCAAGGACCUGAAGGAGAAGAAGGAGAAGGUGGAGGAGAAGGCAAGCCGGAAAGAGAGAAAGAAAGAAGUGGUGGAGGAAGAAGAGAAUGGCGCUGAGGAAGAAGAGGAGGAAACUGCCGAGGAUGGAGAGGAGGAGGACGAAGGGGAUGAAGAAGAUGAGGAAGAAGAAGAAGAGGAUGAUGAAGGGCCCGCACUGAAGAGAGCUGCCGAAGAGGAGGAUGAAGCAGAUCCGAAGCGGCAGAAGACAGAAAAUGGGGCAUCGGCAUGAGUCCCCCAUCAAGGGGCUAGGGUGGGAGGCCCUUUGGGUCUGGAGGCGGGGACGGGAACAGACCAGUACAGCCAACUGUCACCUGGCUUCUUGCUCUGGACCCUGCCCCAGAGCUGCCACCCUCUUCUUUCUCCUCAGCCCUCUCAUUUCCACUGCUCUGGACACUGCCCUGCCCUCACUCUGCCAUCCAUUCACCUCUUGAGCUCCCCAGCCCCCACACUCUUCCUUGUUCUUUUCUUCUGUCCCUCACUCAACCCACCCAUCCCUUUCCCCUCUGCUCCUUGCAUCCCCCAACCUCACAUCCUAUCCAUCCUUCUCCUGCCUGAUCCCUGGGUCUCCCUCAGAUCCCUUCCUCUCAGACAGCGCCAGGCCGGGGUAGGGCUGGGGUUGGGGUAGGGCCAGGGUUGGGGCCGAGCCCCACAGCUGCCUCCCUCCCCUCCCCUUUUUGUAUAAUUUAAUAAAGAAAUGGUCGCGCUUCUGUUUUUAA
Molecule: messenger RNA, 1015 nt
Organism: Cavia porcellus (domestic guinea pig)
Lineage: Eukaryota; Metazoa; Chordata; Mammalia; Rodentia; Caviidae
Gene: Ptms
Product: parathymosin
Exons: 5
Coding region: 220-528 (102 amino acids)
Biological process (GO): negative regulation of apoptotic process; positive regulation of transcription by RNA polymerase II
Cellular component (GO): nucleus
Molecular function (GO): histone binding
Source: RefSeq, a predicted model, not a curated record